AUGAAAUUGUCCCAGAUCGCUCUCGUCUCGGCAGCUGCCGCUUCUAUGGUGGUGGCCGCUCCAGCGGCCGCCACGGUGACCCAACACGUCCACGGCAAAGCGACUGCUGUCGUGAAAGGCUCUCUGUACACUGAAAACGGCUCCGUCUUCACAUCGUGGACCACAGAGCUUCAGGAUGCGCCUACCUCGUCUGUGACAACCAGCAGCGAUUCCUUCCAGCCUACUGUGUCGUCCGCUGCUCCUGCAGAAAGCGUUGUGGUUUCGACCGUGGUGUACUCCGCUCCUACUCCUUCCCCUGAAGUCGCGUUCAGCUCAUCGAGCUCAUCGAGCUCAUCGAGCUCAUCGAGCGCAUCCAGCUCGUCUGUAUGGACUUCUUCCUCGGAGUCGACUUCCAGCGCAUCUGAACCUACCAUCGUCAGCACAAUUGUAGGUCAAAAAGCGGUCCAAAGCGUUGACCCCGUCUCCACCAGUGCCCCAGCAUCCUCGUCGUCGUCGUCAUCGUCUUCGACCACAACAUUGGCACCUUCCACCGCCGCUUCUUCUGCUUCGACCGAGUCAUCCUCAUCUGCCACUUCCUCGUCCUCGUCCUCCUCUUCUUUGUCAAGUUUCGCUUCCUCCAUCCUUGACGCCCACAACACCAAGAGAGCCUUGCACAAGGACACUUCCAGCUUGUCCUGGUCGGAUGAGCUAGCUACAUAUGCUCAAAACUACGCUGACAACUACGACUGUUCCGGAUCUUUGACCCACUCUGGCGGUCCUUACGGUGAGAACUUGGCAUGUGGUUACUCAGCCACUGGCUCCGUGGACGCCUGGUACGACGAGAUUAAGUCUUACGACUUUUCAAACCCAGGUUAUUCCUCUUCUACUGGCCAUUUUACGCAAGUCGUGUGGAAAUCUACAGAACAACUGGGUUGCGGGAUCAAGCAGUGCAGCGGUGGUACCGGUGACUAUGUCAUUUGCUCCUACAAAGCAGCUGGAAACUUUAUCGGCCAGUUUGAGCAGAAUGUGGAGCCUCUCAAUUAA
This is a messenger RNA of Lachancea meyersii CBS 8951, 1023 nucleotides long. NCBI's taxonomy places the organism in Eukaryota, Fungi, Ascomycota, Saccharomycetes, Saccharomycetales, Saccharomycetaceae. The record is from the annotation of a GenBank genome assembly.